AUGAUUAUCAGACUUAAAGGAGAACAGAAGGUAUUCGAGGAUCUUCUAAACAAAAUGCUUCAAUUCAAUCCUGCAUUGAGAAUAGAUGCCUAUUAAGUGCUCUAUGAACUUUGCAAGCUUAGCAAUUAACCAUUAGACAAGCAUUUAGAAAUAGAAGAAGCAAAGUAAGACCGACAAAGUUCCGCUAAUUAUGAUUGCAUAGAUGCUUUUGCUUUGACAAUUAAAUCAACUAAUGCAGUAAUCAAUGAAAUUAUUUCCAAACUAGGAGAGUUCAACUAUGGAGCUAUUGACUAGAUUCAACCAAAUAAAAACAGAAUCUUAAUGCCACUUGCUAUUUGUGUAGAUGAUGGUAUAUAUCAAGGUGAAUAUGAUAAUGUCAACAAAUAAAGAGAUGGGAGAGCUACAUAGGUGAGUGGAAAGAUGAUUAAUUGCAUGGUUAUGGAAAAUACUGUUGGAAAACUGGAAGUAUUUAUGAAGGAUAAUGCUUAAAUAACAAGAAAGAAGGAUUCGGAUUGUUUAAGUUAAUCAAUGGUGAUUAAUACUUUGGAUAAUGGGUGA
Stylonychia lemnae is the source of this 558-nucleotide messenger RNA. NCBI's taxonomy places the organism in Eukaryota, Ciliophora, Spirotrichea, Sporadotrichida, Oxytrichidae. The record is from the annotation of a GenBank genome assembly.